UAGUAAAUGUUAUGAAGUGAGACACAUCGAAGCCAGUCAGUACCUAGAAGGAAAGGAACUAGAAGGAAAGGGUUGAAUAAAGUGAACAAUAUGAUCAGACAAACCUUGUACGCUUUAACCGCCUGGUGAUCAUCCCAGCUAAGAGAAAACGAUGAAGUUGUACAUACAUCAAAAAAGCUUCAGAGAGGAGCAUGUGAUCAUCAAUCCAAAUGACUUUCCCUCAAUCAAGAUUGGAGACUUUCUUGAGAUAUUCCACCCUGAUGACAAACAAAGCCAUCUUUUAGUCCAGGUGCAAACACUAAGUGUAGAGCUGCCUCAAAAAGGCGUGGUGAGUGUAGAGCAGGGCGUGGCCUCCCUCUUCCAGCUCCGAGCCUACCAGACGGUCCAAGUGAGACGGGUGGAGCCAGACAGUCAGGAUGUGGCCUUAGACCUGGUAGAGUUGGUCUUCAAGGACCAGUACGUCAGCAGGAGCGACAUGUGGAGACUCAAGAACAGUCUGGUGAAGUCAUGUCUCCACAUCCAGCAGAAGGUCGAGAAAUGUGGUGUCAGAGCCCAGGUCCAGGACCUGUGGUCCAGGGGCGGCACCGUGGCCUGUGGGAUCGUUACCAGUGAUACGAGGGUGGCCUUCAGAUCGGCUACAGCCAUGGUCUAUCUCUUCAUUCAGAUGAGCUCAGAGAUGUGGGACUUUGACACAUGUGGUGACUUGUACAUGGAGAAGGCAGUGAAUGGGUUUCUUAUAGAGCUCUUUACAAGAUGGAAGGAGAAGAAUAGCAAUCAUGAGUUGAGUAUCGUGCUCUUCUCCAGAACCUACUUUGAAGCAGAUUCUGUAGAUAAGUUUCCAGCUGAAAUGCUGCCAAGACUUCAUGUUCAUGAAAAUGGUCGCUUCUAUGAAGAUUAUUACAGGGUAUUUGCUCAUAAUGAGAGAAAAGAAGACUGGUUGCAGGUCCUUGCUCCGCUCAAAGCUACCAUGCAGCGCUAUGCAAAGGACAUCAAAGACCGGCAAAGAAAGGCUGGAUGUGUGAUAAAAGGUGAAAACUCUAAUGCCUGUCAAGGGAACCUCCUAGAGGCACUUAACCUCAGCUUGAACGUGUUUGACAACCACUACAUGAAUCGUAACUUUGACCGGACUGGACAGCUGGUCGUCAUGGUAACACCGGGGGCCGGAGUCUUUGAGGUGGACAGGACGCUGUGUAAGCUGACGGAACAACGGAUGAUUGAUUACGGUAUUGGUAGUGAUGUCGUGUGCUUAUCUGAACAACCUCUUCAUCCAGUACCUCUCCUCAAGUUUUUGGAUUCACUAAACAAGAGCGCUCCAUGCAAAGACAAGUACAACAUUCCGCACUGGUUAAACUACAGCUUCUAUCUAUCGCCUAGUCAGAAGAGAAGGUACCAGUCUACCCAGACUUCUUUCAUCUCUAGAUUGCGACUUCCCGACCGCAUAGAUGAGGAUUCUCCAAGAACACCCAAGGGCUCGUCGGCACUCCCUAAGGUGCCGUCAUCGGGUCGUUUCCAUGGCGACAGCUCCAGGAGCACACUGAGCAGCGAGGGUUCGUGCGGAGACCUCAAGAUGACGGUGCACGAAGAGGAGGAUGAUGAUGAGAAGUUUGAGAGGCACGAUAGCAAGCUCUUCCAGCGAGGCAGGAGGAGAAUGUCCAAGGUCCAGUCCCUGAACAACCCCUUCUGCCCAGACACCCUGUCGGUCAUUCUGACCGCUGACCGCAGAAGGUGGACACACGCUUUUCCUCAUGGUCCUGAUGGUGAGAUGAUACAGCUUCAUCAUCGUCAGCUUGUCAAGGUGCCCAGUGAACAGGAUAUCCUGAACCACACCCUCGAUCACGCCCCUAGGGAGGGGGUGAGUGCUUCAUCUAGUGGUUCCAGUCUGAACGGUGCCCCAGCAACACCAACUUCAGACAUCUCUCAUGGAUGGUGGGUGCAAGUGGAUACCAGGCGUCGUAGGGGGUGCGUGUGGGGCAUCACCGGGGAACAAGUUUGGACCCCAUUCCUACAGUCGGGGAUGGAUUGGAAAUCGAUGACAACAACAGCCUGCUUCCCGAUAACAACCGACUUCUACCCAUUAAAGCAAGCCUUGGAUAUGGAUUAUCAGGAGAGACCGUACACCAUCUGUAUCGAGGGAGAGAACGAUACAGAAACGAGCCCAUCAAAUGUCAACAAGAUAUUUCAGGAACUCAUCUCUCAGAGACUCAUACAGGAUUUCCAGUUGGUUGUUCUGCCACAGCAAGAACAGGCUGGAUUGGCACAGAGGAACAGGAAAGACCAACCACUGGCUACUGAUCCUCGCAAGGAUAUGUGUGUGCUGAGCUAUGCCAAUGCCUUCCACAAACUAACCCUGAGUGCUGAUACUAAUGACAUCGAGGUCGUUCUCUACACUGCCAGGAAGAGUUCUCCAAGCCCCAAACUGGCCUACUCCUACUCUCUCUGGCCCCUUCACAAGCACGCCUAUGAGAUAGCAUACAGCAGGAUGUACCACAAACCGGUGGAGAACGAUCGGUGGAACUAUCGUGAUAGUUACAUUUCCUUCUGUGGCAUGGCGUCCAGAGAAGGCUUUGAACUGCAAGAGUGUGUGAAAUUCUGGCGGUCGCGAUUCGUUCUGCUGCCCUCACACUCGUCCACCCUGCGUCAGAUGUCCGAGAAGAGUUACCAAGGCCAUCUAGAUGUGUUCCGGUCUGAGGAAGGGUCAUCUAAGCAUCCAGCUCUUGUAGAGGGUUUCCUAAGGUUCUUUGAAGGGCUCAAUCGAAGGAGGACUCGACUCCACCUACCAUCAUUAAGCGGUUCCAAAAAGAGAACAUCCCAGGGUGACAUCAAUCAAAGCGCUACCAGUCCCGGCUACCGGAAGAUCACCCAGAGUGGCACUUCCACCCCCACCAGCCUCCACGCCUCCCUAAGCCUCACCACCGGCUCCCUGCAGACGCUGCUGUCUGGUGUGGUAGCCAAUCGCAAGGAGGACCCCUCCAGCGAACCAGGGAGUCCAAAGUCUCCGGAUAAGAGGGAUGAAAGACCCCACCAGGGUAGUCUGUAUGCUACCAUUGUCAAGGCUAUGAGAGACCCAAGCACUGGGCUUGGCUUCAUAGGAGGUGAUCAUAGAGGGCUCCCUUCAGACUGCUUCACCUCAGCUGAGGCAGUGAGUUGGAUCAGGAAGGCAUUCAUUGAUCAGCCAAGCCAUGAGCAAGCCGUCAAAGUCUUACAGGAGAUGCUUAAUGAGGGAUAUAUCUUCUCAGUAUUUAGUAUCAGAGGAGCCAAGCAGAUAAUCUAUGGCUACUACAUCUAUUGUCUACCUGAUACCCCAUCAGAUUCAGUGAAGAAUGCUUCAAAGCCUGUGAUCGGACAGCCAAUGUACGAGAUACCUCCCCAGCAGGAAUGGUUUGAAGCAGCGUGUACCGUCUCUCAGGACAGACAGAAUGACGUACAAGAACACACCAAUGGACCAGGGCUCUGCAUCCUGCCUGUUUACAAGAACAUUAUUCUUGAAAUGUGGAAUACAGACCUAGAUCACAUGGAAUACUGCCAUGCCAGUUUCCAUAGCAACUACCAGCCCGACCACGCCUUUGAUAUGGAGCUUCAGUGGUUGACGUCAACGCCUGGAAUUCUGAAUGACCUGAUCAUGAACUGGAUGCGCCGAGCCCAGAGUGCAGGCUUCCACCUCAUCCCGUCCCACGUUGAUCCUUUCUGUUUCUGGGAGGACAUCUCUGACCCCCUCUGUAGUCCUGUCUUCAUACCUCUUGCCCUACUGGAUGGGUCUACUAUAGAACCUGAUGUAUUAGCAAGGGUGCAGGAGUUGAUCCUCAACAGAUUUGGCUUCCUAGCCAACCACACAUCCUGCGUGAGUCCGUUACCAGGGACGGUAUCUAAGGACUCCCCCUACACCAGCAUCCAUGUGCAGUACGUCCAUGUGACCGGCGUGGCCUUUGCCCUACCGACCCCUACCCAGGCUGACACGACAUCACCCCGCCCUGACAUGCUGCCUUGUCUCUGCUCCGCCUGGAAAGAAUCGAGUAACAACAACUCCAACGUUGGCAGAGGCAGCCAUCUUUGCCAUUCAACCAGGAGAUCUAGGAAACGAGAGACUCCUUCAAGACCAGGCUUCCUGUGGGUCAACAACCACCUCCUCACCAAGAAAUGGAAAUCCAGUGCUUCCGGGGACGAUGCCUUCAGGGAGGCGCUCCUCAACGACUUCAGAAGGCUCUGUGGUAAUGAGGUUGGGCGCCUGGAUGCUCUUGUUAGUAUGGUAAUGGAAGAGCAGAAGUCUGAGUAGUUCUUUGGGGGGAAGCGGCAUUUGGAUGAAAGAAAUGUCUUCAGAAGGCUUUUCACCAAUGUGGAAGGGAGCCUGGUUGUGCUGGUCAGUGUGGUAGCUGAAGAGCAGAAGUCUGAGUAGUUCUUUGCAGAAAAGUGGCUUUUGGGUGAAAGUGAGGUCUUCAGAAGGCUAUGUGGCAGUGAGGAAGGGCGUCUGGAUGCGCUGGUUGGUUGGUAACUGAAGAGCAACAGCAGUGAGUAGUUCUUGUGGGGAAGUGGCAUUUGGGUAAGAGUGAGGUCUUCAAAGGGCUCUGUGCCAAUGAGGAAGGGCACCUGGAUGCGAUGGUUAGUAUGGUAACUAAAGAGCAGAAGCCAGAGUAGUUCUUUGCAGAGAAGUGGCAUUUGGAUGAAAGUAAUGUCUUCAGAAGGCAUUGCACCAUGGAGAUGGGCACCUGGAUGCAUUGGUUACCUUGGUACAUGUAACUGAAGAGAAGUUGGCUAAGUAGUUAUCGGGAA
Messenger RNA from Strongylocentrotus purpuratus (purple sea urchin), 4764 nucleotides. RefSeq names its product GATOR complex protein DEPDC5-like. Lineage: Eukaryota; Metazoa; Echinodermata; Echinoidea; Camarodonta; Strongylocentrotidae. Gene Ontology annotation, cellular component: lysosomal membrane; GATOR1 complex. The transcript is spliced from 29 exons. Gene Ontology annotation, biological process: negative regulation of TORC1 signaling; cellular response to amino acid starvation; positive regulation of autophagy. Gene Ontology annotation, molecular function: GTPase activator activity. The record is from RefSeq and is a predicted model, not a curated record. Bases 152 to 4270 code for a protein of 1372 amino acids.